This is a messenger RNA of Homarus americanus (American lobster), 4265 nucleotides long. It is a transcript of the gene Ndae1, whose product is annotated as sodium bicarbonate cotransporter 3-like. Gene Ontology annotation, biological process: monoatomic anion transport; transmembrane transport; regulation of intracellular pH. Gene Ontology annotation, cellular component: plasma membrane. The record is from RefSeq and is a predicted model, not a curated record. NCBI's taxonomy places the organism in Eukaryota, Metazoa, Arthropoda, Malacostraca, Decapoda, Nephropidae. Gene Ontology annotation, molecular function: sodium:bicarbonate symporter activity; monoatomic anion transmembrane transporter activity; solute:inorganic anion antiporter activity.
AGUCGCGGGUUGCCGACGCUUGGCCGCGCUACGGACGGUGACGGGACUUCAGUCCCCUGUGCGCAUGUGCAGGAGUAGGAGGUUAGCACAUGUGCUCUCCACAUUCUAGAGUGUAUUGUGUUGGACUCUGGAUAUUUUAACAGCAAUCUGAUGAGCACAGUCGCCUAAAGCAACGUCACUACAAACUAACUCUCUUGAGUUACCCUCGGUUUCACCUACUAGUAGCUCAGCGUUGACAGUGGAAACAUGGGGAAAAACAGUAAGAAAAUGGAGAGCACUGGUAAUGCCACUUCCCCAGAGGAGGAGCCCCCAAGGGAUCCUGGCGUGACCCAGCACCACUCAUUCAAUGUCGAGGAACUGGAAGGGCACCAUGCCCAUUCCAUGUAUGUUGGCGUCCAUGUUCCAGGGGCCUACCGCCGCCGUUCUCGACACCACCGUCACCGCCACCACCACCACCACAAGAAUGCAAGCAAGGAUGGUACUGAGAACCGUCCAGUGAUGCCCCCGCUUGACGAGGACUGCCCUGAUGGCUUCUCUUUAACUCCUCCAAGCCAACGUGUGCAGUUUAUUCUGGGUGAGGAUGAUGAUGACACUGGUGCUCAUGACAUUCACCCACUCUUCAGUGAGAUGGAGACCCUCACAGAGAUGGAAGGAGGAGAAAUGGAGUGGAAGGAAACUGCCAGGUGGGUCAAGUUUGAAGAAGACGUGGAAGAAGGUGGUGAACGUUGGUCCAAACCUCACGUAGCAACAUUAUCUCUACAUUCCCUUUUUGAACUUCGUUCUUUCCUUCUUAAUGGAACUGUUAUUCUUGAUAUGGAUGCUACAUCUCUGGAACAGAUAUCUGAUCUUCUGUUGGAUAAUAUGAUCAAUCAAGGUCAACUUACUUAUGAAGGCAGGGAAAAGUUCCGUGAUGCACUUCUACGUAAGCAUAAACAUCUCUAUGAGAAGCAGAAAACUAAUAAAGAGAACGGCAACAUGUCCCGUCUGCCUUUAAUCCGCAGUUUGGCAGAAAUUGGACGCAAUCAUUCAUCCUCCAAAAGAGCGGGUGGCGGAAACAGUGCGAGUGUUACAUCCCACCCUGAUGGAGCGAUGGAGCAGUCCCCUUCUUCCGGCUCUAUUACACGCAACCACAGCGGAAGUAACCUUGAUGGAAAUGGUCAUGAACACAAGGGGAACACUCACUUCAUGAGGAAGAUUCCUGCCGGUGCGGAAGCCUCCAAUAUCCUCGUAGGAGAAGUGCCCUUCUUGGAAAAGCCCGCCACAGCUUUUGUCCGUUUAUCCCAAAGUGCCAAUCUUGGGGACUUGACAGAGGUGCCCGCUCCCCGCUUCCUGUACAUCAUAUUAGGUCCCAUGGGUGGUCUCCCAAGAUACCACGAAAUUGGUCGUGCCAUGGCCACCCUUCUCAGUGAUGAAGUGUUUCAUGAUGUAGCGUACAAGGCAAAAAAUAGAAGUCAUCUCCUAGCUGGUGUGGAUGAAUUCCUAGAUGCAGUGACUGUCCUGCCACCAGGAGAAUGGGAUCCAGCAAUCAGGAUUGAACCUCCUGCUGCCAUUCCGUCUCAACACACUCGUAAACAUAAGAAGACUGAACCAAUAGUAGUGAUAGACGAGGAAGAGGAGGAGCGAAAGAUGCGAGAGGAUGCUGGUCUCACUCGCACUGGACGAUUAUUUGGCGGCUUUUUGAAUGACAUUAAACGAAAAAAACCAUGGUACCUGAGUGAUUUUAAGGAUGGUUUCUCCAUACAGUCCAUAGCCUCCUUCAUUUUCAUCUACUUUGCUUGCCUAACUCCCAUCAUUACCUUUGGAGGUCUUCUUGGGGAGGCCACAGAAAAUCGCAUCGCUGCUUUGGAGUCCCUUGUUGCUGGCUUGAUUUGUGGAGUGGCAUAUGGAUUUUUCUCUGGCCAACCUCUAACUAUCUUGGGUUCAACAGGACCUGUUUUGGUAUUUGAAACAAUUUUAUAUGACUUCUGCAAAACAAUAGAGUGGGAUUACCUCUCAUUCCGCUUGUGGAUUGGUCUAUGGGCUGGGCUCAUUCUGCUCAUCCUAGUGGCUAUAGAUGCCUCAGCAAUGGUGUGCUAUAUUACUCGUUUCACAGAGGAAAACUUUGCUACCUUGAUUGCUUUCAUUUUUAUAUACAAGGCUGUUGAGAAAGUAUUGAAGAUUGGCCACAAGUAUCCCAUGGAGACGUUAGUUGAUGGUCCGAAAUUUUGUGAGUGUGUCCCACUGAAUGAAACAGAGGAGAUGUCAAACUCAACUGACUGGACUAGCAUCUCUGGGGAGGACUGUACACGAUUAUAUAAUGGUACAAUGGUGGGAGAUGGACCAGAAUGUGCACACUAUUAUGCUGAUGUGUUCCUGCUCAGUCUGAUUCUCUUCUUUGGUACCUUCGUUAUCUCCAUCUACCUAAAGGACUUCAAAACUGCUACAUUCUUCCCAUCUAAGGUUCGUCAGUUCAUCAGUGAUUUUGCUGUUAUUAUCGCUAUUGUUGCCAUGUCUGGAAUGGACUUCGCUCUUGGUAUUCACACACCAAAACUGGAUGUUCCCGGACAAUUCAAACCUACAUGGGAAGGCCGUGGAUGGGUUAUCCCGCCCUUCAGUGGUAACCCGUGGUGGUCAUCUAUAGUAGCUCUGGUUCCAGCCCUACUAGCCUGUAUUCUUCUGUUCAUGGACCAGCAGAUCACAGCUGUCAUUAUCAACAGGAAGGAGCACAAGCUUAAGAAGGGCGGUGGCUACCAUCUUGACUUGUUCAUCCUGUCAGUCCUCAUUAUAGUUAACUCUGUGAUGGGUCUCCCAUGGUUUGUGGCUGCUACUGUGCUCUCCAUUAACCACGUCAAUUCACUGAAGCUAGAGUCGGAGUGUGCCGCCCCUGGUGAGAAACCUCAGUUCCUUGGUGUCAGAGAAAAUCGUCUGACUCACAUUGCCAUCUUUAUCUUCAUUGGGUUGUCAGUAGUGAUGACACCAAUCCUCCGUAAGAUUCCCAUGGCUGUAUUAUUUGGUGUCUUCCUGUACAUGGGUAUUGCAGCGCUGAAGGGUAUUCAGUUCUUUGACCGUAUCCUCAUCAUGUUUAUGCCUGUCAAGUAUCAGCCUGAUUACACUUUCUUGAGACAAGUCCCAUUGAAAAAGGUGCAUUUGUUUACUGCAAUUCAGCUCACUUGUUUGGCUGUGCUGUGGAUCAUCAAGUCCUUCAAGCAGACUUCAAUCCUUUUCCCACUUAUGUUAGUGGUAAUGGUUGGUGUCCGAAAGUCACUGGAUUGGAUCUUUACUCAACGUGAACUCAAAAUCUUAGAUGACACCUUACCUGAGUUUAGCCGCAAGAAGAGGAUGGAGAUCGAAGUAGAUGAAGAGGAUGAGGAUGAAGAGGGCAAGAAGGAACCUCUCCCCACCAGUGAAGGUAUAAUGACCAUCCCACUGGCCAAUGGAAAUGUGAUGAAAGUUCCCUUGAAUCCAAUCAACAUCUCAGAGGAAGUCAACAAGAGUGGUGUGUGGAUGGACAUCAAUAAAGACCAGGAAAAGAAAGCUCCAAACUCCCCAACUAAGAACAAUGAGGAAAGGAGCCGUAAUAGCUGCAAACGCUGCCGCCGCCGCAAGAAGAGCCGUGCUAAUGAUGAAGUAAAUGGUGUGGCCAAUGGAGUGACUCAUGGGCAUGCAAGUGAUGUGGAAAUGAAUGGCAGCCCUAUGUGUAUGGGUCACUCAGAAAUUGAUUCCGACACAAAGGAAAGCACAUUGGAAAUUGAGAAUGAAUCGUGUCGUUUCACAAAGAAACGUGGUAACAAAAAAGAUGCUCUUAAUGAAGAGGAGAAGAAGAGACUGAGUAUGAUGGCAGAAGAGGAUGAAGAGGACGAAGGAAUAACAAUUAAGAUUGAAGGUCCACGACUCCAAAAGAAAGGAUCCAUUGUAAGUGCAGAAACAUCGGUGUAACAAUGUACGCAAGUAACCACCAGGUUACUGGAUGACUAUGAAGUUAUCUUAUUGCACAAGAGAAAACAAGUAGAGCUGGAGUAACAGAGCGCUCUCGGCACCAAGUUUCUGAAUUAAUGAAAGAGUAAGCUUAUGAAAAUGUAUCCAUAAUGGUGAAGUAUAUACAGUACUUGUACUCGGUAAGUGUAUUUUGCUUUAUCAAAAUGUAUCACUGUUCAUGAAGAAAAUGAAAGUCAAGCAGAAAUAAUAUGUAAUCAGUUGAGCAUCUACAGGUUGACAACCCUUUAUCCGAAAUUCCGAAAACCGAAAAGCUCUGAAAACCGAAAGUUUUUUAUUUUUUUUAUUUUUUU